CAAUCUCGUCCGAAUUCCUGUACCUGUGAUUGUAGUAGUAGUAGUAAAACUCUCACUGAUGUACUCUGUAUCCUCGUUCGGAAUUGCCUCCGCCGCUCCACUACCAUAGUUCCUAUUACUCUUGCUUUCUCUUUUCUCUUAUAUCUGACACUUUUUGUACAGCCAUGACUGGUCAGAUGCCAUUCUAACUAUCCUGUCGCGCCAAAAUGGGGUGGAUAAUGCGCUCCGAUGGGCCAUGUUUCUGCCCCGACUCUUCCCGACCUGACUCAACUGGCCAUGGCUGAAUCCUUUUUUGUCUCCUUCUGUGCCGUCGCAACGGUUGUUUUGGUGCACCCUCACGUCCUUUUUUCCCUUUUUAAUUCUCUUUUUGCCUCUGACUAAAAGAGGCAAUCCAUGCUUGGUCGUUUGACUUUUCGGAAUGUGGUGGAUUCGUCGUCCUCAGGGGCCUCUCAGCCAGAAUCGCAUACUACUUAAUACCAGACUUCCCAGGUCAUCUCGUUCUUCUCUUUUUUCUUCUCAUAUCGCAUUGUCUUCUUUGAACCUCUCCACUCCUCAAGCAACUGGCAUUCGUUGCAAGGGUACUUUGACUACAUCCAAUUCCAUUAUGGCUCGUUUUCCUCCGUCUGCGCAACAAAGUCGGCCGGUCCACGCCACUUCCCACAUGGGUCACCAGGCUCCUGCUGAGGGAAGCUAUGACACUGCCAAUCCCUCGUACAUUCGCAAAUACCUCCGUACUUACGGACUCACUCCUCCGCGCGCAGAAUCAUACGAGACCCAGAAGACACGAUGCCUGGCUCAAUUGGCUCUGAAGACCACUCCCAUCGACAAGUUUCUCUACCUGAGCACUCUUCGCAAGAACAACGUUCACCUCUUCUACCGUCUCGUCUCAGAUCAUCUUAGAGAAUUGACUCCUCUCAUCUACACUCCUGUGGUUGGUGAGGCUUGUCAACGAUGGUCCGAGAUCUACCAGCAGCCUGAAGGUAUGUACCUGAGCUGGGAAGACCGCGGUAACCUCGCGGCCGUCAUUGCCAAUUGGCCUGAGUCCAACGUGGAGAUCACUUGUAUUACCGAUGGUUCUCGUAUUCUGGGCCUCGGUGAUCUUGGUAUCAACGGUAUGGGUAUCCCGAUUGGAAAGUUGGCCCUCUACACUGCCUGUGCUGGUAUCCGUCCCGAGGCUACUCUGCCCUUGACCCUGGAUCUUGGCACCAGCAACAAGACUCUCCGGGAAGACCCGUUGUACAUGGGUAGCCGCCACGACAAGAUUACCGCGGAAGAGGAACGGGAAUUCAUGGAUGAGCUGAUGGCCGCUUUGACCGAGCGUUGGCCGGGUAUUGUGAUCCAGUUCGAAGACUUCAAGAACCCGUUCCCCGCUCUGGAGCGUUACCGUGACACUUAUACGUGCUUCAACGAUGAUAUUCAGGGCACUGGUGCCGUCAUCCUCGGUGGUGUCAUCAACGCAGUCAAGCGCUCUGGCCUUCCCUGCAAGGACCAGCGUGCCGUCUUCUUCGGUGCGGGCAGUGCUGGUGUUGGUGUUGCUAAGCAGAUCGUCGACUUCUUCGUGCGUGAGGGCAUGACUGAGGAUGAGGCUCGCGCGUGCUUCUACUUGGUCGACACCAAGGGUCUGGUCACCACCGACCGGGGUGACAAGCUAGCCGACCACAAGGUCUACUUUGCCCGCACAGACAACCAAGGCGAGCAACAUAAAACUCUCGAGGAGGUGGUUGAGCACGUCAAGCCUACCAUCCUCAUGGGUCUGUCAACCAUUGGCGGUGUUUUCACUCCCGAGAUUCUCCGCAAGAUGGCCGAGUGGAACACCGCCCCCAUCAUCUUCCCUCUUUCUAACCCCUCUUCCAAGUCCGAGUGCGACUUUGAAAGCGCCAUCACCAAUACUGACGGUCGCGCCCUCUUCGCCUCUGGUUCCCCCUUCCAACCUACCUCCUUCACCAACUCUGCCGGCGAGACCCGCACUCACUACCCCGGUCAGGGUAACAACAUGUAUGUCUUCCCCGGAAUUGGCAUGGGAACCAUCCUUUCCAAGGCCGUCAAGGUCACCGACAGCAUGAUCUACGCUUCUGGCGAGGCCCUCUCGCAGGCCCUGACUGCUGAGGAGAUUGACCGUGGUCUCCUGUACCCCGACAUCACCCGCAUCCGCGAGGUCAGUGUUGUGGUUGCCCGUAAGGUCAUCCGUGCUGCCCAGGAAGCCAAGGUUGACCGCGAGACCAACCUGCGCACCAUGAACGAUGAGAGCCUGGACGCCUGGAUCAAGGCCCGCAUGUAUAACCCUCACACCGAGGUCCGCGCUCUCGAGAAGGAGGUUGGCGCUCUGCUGUCAAGUCUGGGCUCGUUCCCGGCUCUGAAUGGAUACGAUGAGAACGCUAAGCUGUAAGCGGCAAACAUUUCCCUUUCGUCUCAUUUGUCGCGGAUCUACAAAUCCUGGCAAAGCAUCUUGGCACCUCAUUUCGGGCUUGGUUUUUCUUUUGGUUUUCUAAAUACUGGCUUGUCCAGGCGAUUCUGAUUUCGAGCGUCCUUCCGGUUUUUUGUUUCCUUCCUUUCGCAUCGAGGAUGCACUGUGUGUAUUCCUCUUAUACCCCGUUCUUGGUUUAUAUAGUGACUCCCGAUCUUGACUGGUCUUGGUUGGGAGGUGUGCAUUGAUUGUCUACGUUGGAUAAUAAAAAUUGUGGUUAUUCAUGGAC
This is a messenger RNA of Aspergillus ruber CBS 135680, 2693 nucleotides long. RefSeq names its product NAD-dependent malic enzyme. Gene Ontology annotation, cellular component: mitochondrion. The record is from RefSeq and is a predicted model, not a curated record. Gene Ontology annotation, biological process: pyruvate metabolic process; malate metabolic process. Lineage: Eukaryota; Fungi; Ascomycota; Eurotiomycetes; Eurotiales; Aspergillaceae. The coding region runs from base 419 to 2386 and encodes 655 amino acids. The transcript has 4 exons. Gene Ontology annotation, molecular function: malate dehydrogenase (decarboxylating) (NAD+) activity; NAD binding.